Microstroma glucosiphilum is the source of this 2646-nucleotide messenger RNA. RefSeq names its product acetyl-CoA synthetase-like protein. The transcript has 2 exons. NCBI's taxonomy places the organism in Eukaryota, Fungi, Basidiomycota, Exobasidiomycetes, Microstromatales, Microstromataceae. The coding region runs from base 449 to 2593 and encodes 714 amino acids. The record is from RefSeq and is a predicted model, not a curated record.
GACGCUUGCAGAGGUGUGGAGCACCAGACUUGACCCACGGUCGAUCAUGGAGGGGAAUGACAUUCACCAGAGUCAUCCCAGAUUCAGAUACUGCAAGUGUGUUCGUACCUCAUAUUCACGCGCUUCAACGAUAGUCGUGAGAGCUAGCGCUUCGCCGUGUGUGAGACGUCCAAAUUCCUCCGAGGUGAUCCAAAAGCCGCCGUUGGGCCAUUGUGUGCUCUGUCAGAUCCUCUACACAGAGUCUCAAGCACUCGCCCGAAGACCCAUCCGUACCUUGCGCAGCCUCUCUCAGUCGCCUUUGGCCUGGUGGAUGCGCUCCACUCCACGCGGGGUCAAUCUCAACUCCGCACACCUUCCCCGCACUCGGGUCGAACGGCCUUAAGACAGGACGACCAUCUGACCCUCCUGCCCACCAGUGCGACCUCCGUCCUCCCUCACCUUCAGCAGCAUGACAAGCACGCCGUCCUCGCAUCCACAGAAGGCCGUUCACAGCCAGUCCUUGACUGAUCCUGAGUCCUUCUGGCUCAAGGCAGCCAACGAUGUCCACUGGCAUCGACAUCCCGAUCGUGCUUUCGGCCCUUCGCAGCGAACCAGGGAUACGGCCCGCCACGGGAGAGAAAGCGACGGGGUCUGGUUCCCUGGCGGGCAGAUCAGUACCACCUUCAAUUGUCUAGACAGGCAUGUCUACCCGCCUCCGACGCCUCACUCGCCGCCUCUGACUCCCUCUCCGCACACGCCUCAUCUGCCGUUUGACCCUUCUCUUGCUAAGCGGGUAGCCUUCCGGCACAUCUCUCCACUACCUUGGCAGACAGUGCAGGAGCGCACUAUCACUUAUGGCGAUGCGUUGGAAAACGUACAAGUCCUCGCCGGGGUCCUGAAGUCGAAAGGUGUGGGUAAAGGAGACGUCGUCACAGUCUACAUGUCUGAAUCGAUCGAGACCGCACUGGCCAUCCUGGCAAUUACUAGAAUCGGGGCCGUCUUUUCGGUCGUAUUUGGCGGCUUCGCCAGCAAGGAGCUGGCAAAGAGGAUCGAAGAUAGCAAGUGCAAGAUGAUCAUUACCUCGAGCUGUGGACUAGAGCCCAAAGGGCCUGUCCCCUACAAGCCCCUUGUAGACGAAGCACUCCGGAUCUGUGCUUCCCGCCAUGUUCCAGCCUCAGGUGUACUCUUUCAACGUCGUCAUGGCAUCCGAGACCACGAGCCUCCUGCUGUCGACAACAGCCGCAACGAGUGGGACUGGGACGAGGAGAUGACCUUGACAAGAAAGGGAGAGGGCGGUAGGUCUCCGUGUUGGGCUUCUCAUCCUGUCGCUAGUGAAGACCCGCUAUACCUUCUCUAUACCAGUGGCUCAACGGGCAACCCCAAGGGAGUCGUUCGAUCGGCCGGCGGCCAUGCUGUGUCUCUGCGGUACUACAUCGAGCACAUCUUCGGCAUGAAGAAGGACGAUUUGAUCCUGACGACGUCCAGCUUCGGCUGGGUCGUAGGCUGCUCCUAUAUUCUCUUUGGCCCACUGCUGCUUGGCGCCUCCAGCAUCAUCUUUGAAGGCAAGCCAAUCCUGCCCGACGCCGGUAUCCUCUGGCGAACAGUGUCGAACCACGGUGUCACUCACCUCUUUACCGCACCGACUGCCCUUCGAGCAGUGCGCGGCGCCGAUCCUGACGCCGCCUUCAUGAGAGCUGCAGGGGUGAAUCUGAAAAGUCUGCGCACACUCUUCCUGGCUGGCGAGAGGAGUGAGCCCGGGAUAGUGGAAUUGUACGGCAAGCUGCUGCGAGAGCUUGGUGCACCUGGAGCCAACGUCAAUGACAACUACUGGUCUACCGAGAGCGGCAAUCCCAUUACAGCUCUCCAGAUUAGUCCAGCUUUCGCCCCGCUUGUGGCGAAGCCUGGGUCGGCAGGAGUGCCACUGCCUGGUAUGGACGUCCGCAUUGUCGAUGAGGAGGGCAAGGAGAUCUCAAAAGCAGGGGAGAUGGGCAAUCUUGUCCUGGCUCCUCCGCUAGCUCCCUCGGCUCUGCUGGGUCUGUGGCACAAUCCUGCCGGCUUUGAGAAGAGCUACUGGGACCGCUUCUCGGGCAAGGGAGGCUGGUUCGACACGGGAGAUUCAGCUUACCGCGAUGCAGACGGCUACGUGACUAUCUGCGCUCGUGGUGACGACUUGAUCAACGUCGCCGCCCAUCGCUUAGGCACCGGUCUGAUCGAGGCUGUUGUCACUGCACAUCCGGACAUUGUCGAGUGCUGCGUCGUGGGGGCCCCGGAUCCAGCAAAAGGUCAGGUGCCCUUCGCUCUUGUAGUGGUAGCGCAAGAUCACAAGGCUGAUGUGAAGACGAUGAUGAAGUCGAUCAACGACCAUAUUCGCCAGGAAGUUGGGCCGAUUGCUCAGCUUGGCGCUGUCAUUGCGACUGGCAAGCUGCCGAAGACGAGGAGUGGGAAAACGUUGAGAAGGACAAUCAGAGCUAUGGUGGAGAAUGCUGCUGAGGGAAAGAAGGACCAAGAGGUGCCAUACCCACCUACCAUUGAAGACAAGGACGUCCUUGCGCCGAUCCAGGCCUCUAUCGAGGCUCACUUCGCAAGCGCAGGCGGCACAAAGGCGAAGUUGUGAUUCGAGUGUAUAUAGCCAGCCCUUGCUAAGUCAAUUGUGAUGCUGUAAAAGAC